This is a messenger RNA of Nomascus leucogenys (northern white-cheeked gibbon), 5418 nucleotides long. RefSeq names its product scaffold attachment factor B (gene SAFB). NCBI's taxonomy places the organism in Eukaryota, Metazoa, Chordata, Mammalia, Primates, Hylobatidae. The transcript is spliced from 21 exons. The record is from RefSeq and is a predicted model, not a curated record. Gene Ontology annotation, biological process: regulation of mRNA processing; regulation of transcription by RNA polymerase II. Bases 2859 to 5228 code for a protein of 789 amino acids. Gene Ontology annotation, molecular function: RNA binding; sequence-specific DNA binding. Gene Ontology annotation, cellular component: nucleus.
UUGGCCGCGACGGUGGCUCGCGGGCCCUGGCGUCCGCCCCCGGCCCCGUUCGCGGCCUCCCCGGACCUGGCGCUCUCGCGUCCCCCGGCUCCUCCGAGGCCCCGGCGAGAGUUCCUUGGCCGGCCUGGCCGGGGUUCAAAUCCUAACGCCGCAUUGGGACCAGGAGAACCAGAAAAACGGCACGCGUGCAGGAGAAACGGUGACGGGUGACAUCGUCCACUGAGAGGAGGGUUCUCCCCUCAUCUCGUCCCCGCCUCCGUACCUAGAGGGGAGACCCUGAAACCCUCACUUUUUAGGCGAGGGGAAGGGACUUGGCCAAGGUCACACGGCCGAGGACGGGCGGCGUCGGGAUUUGAACCCAGGCCCCGAGCCGGCUGCUUGGUUUCCCCAGGGAAGAUGCUUUGUGACCCACGGGGGACCGACCAGCCUGAAUCCGGGCUGAUUUACAGAGGAAACACCCGUAGGACAUACUCAAAGGGAAAAAUAGAAAAAAACGACCCCAACCUAGUUUUCACGGUUUGCUGGUACUCGCCCGGUGAAGUAACAUAGCAGGAAGGAAAAGUGGUCUUGACGGUAGCGAGCCGAAAUGUGAAAUGAGGGGAGACCUGGGGUGGACUUUAAAACCAGCCUCAGAACUGCCCGGGAGGCGGGCAGAGCCUGGGCUCCCCCAGGUCGGUCAGUCUCUCUGGACUCGGGGACCCUGCCAGCUCUCAGUGGCCUGAUCUUGGGCAUAGGAGACCUUGAACCCCUUCUGAGUCCUCUUUUCUUUCUUUUUUUUUUUUUUUUUGCUCCUGUAAAAAGAAAAAAAGCAAUAGGAGUUUGGUUUGGGGAUUAAAUAAGGUUGCGUGGAGCAGGCUUGGCGUGCUGCCUGGCGCAUGUAAACACUCGGUGUGUGGUUGCCAUCACGAUUCGCUUCUCCUCUCUAUGCCACCACAAGUCCUCAUUUGCAGAUCGGGGGCUCUAACGCCUACCUUAGGAGAUUCAAAGGGAUCCCUAGGAAAAGCAGAGUCAAGUAAAAGUUAGCCACCUGCGGUUUCCUUAUUCCUGUCGGUUUCUUUCUCUGCCUUUCUUCCACCUGGCUACUCUGGGACCUCUCCCCUGUAGUUGCUCCGCCUGGCCGCCCACCCCCCAGUCCCUGCAGGCAGUGGGGCUGGUGACACAUUCCACCAUCCUGGCUCCGGAACUACAGAGAUCACAGGGCUUUAUUAUUAAUUGGUGAUGAGAAGAAGUAGUGAUUAUUUAUUUUUUUUUCCUGAUGAAAAACCCUGGGCUCAAGGGUGGAUAGUUGUCUCCGCCAGAGUCACAUGGGCCUUUUAAAAGCUCAGGCUUGUGUUUCUUUUCACUAUGGAUUCUCUCUUUACUCAGAUAAGGCAAGAAGUCCAUUGAUCUACAUAUUUACCCAGAGAAAAUGCAGAAAGUGGAGAUUGGCGGCUGGUCAGGUGUGGUGCCCUGCCACCAGGGCCUCCCAUCAGCUAAGCCAAAUUAAGAGGCUUUAUCCUUUUUUUCUCCCUGGACGGUCCAUAGGCCUGAAAAGCUGCUGUGAUCUUCCUGUCAAGCUGGUGACUGAGACUUCCCAUCACUCACUGUCAUCUCUGAGAGCACAGAUUUGUUCCUUUUUCCUUCUCCUUUUCAUUUUCUUCAAGAUGUCCCAAAACACGAAUACCGCCAGCCCGUAUCCCUGUCUGCUACUCAGCCAAGCCCGUCUGGAGUUCCUGAUCUCAUUCUCUUCCCGUUUCUGUCAUCCUGUUGGUGUCCCUUUCUUGGUUUAUUUUUCCAAGAAGGGCAAAAGAGCAAAAAGGGGAAACAGGACACCUGCCUAGGGCAUUGCUUCUCUUCUCCUGGUGGUGUUUCACAAUUGCCUGUCCCUGGGAAAAGAGUGAGGGACUUGGUGAUUGUGCUUUUCCUUGAUCCCAGGAAAGAACUUCAGUCCCUUUUCUGGCUUCUGAGAGGAGAGAUUUUUGUUGCUGCUGGUAAAGAUGAGGUGUGGAACCCCCAGGCCCUAUCUCAAUUCAGACUUACCCACCUGGGAAACUUUGAGGCUUCCAAACCUCUGCAAAUAAAACACAGUAGAUGAAAUGAUGUAAACAAAACUUGUGCUCAUGGGACAGGAGAGUAAAGACUGGAAAAGUUAUCAGUAAAACUUAACCUGAAGCUGAAUUUCUAGGGAUGUCAUCGUGAUUGUCGUGUUCGGUACUGAUGGCUUAGUUGAUGCCAGGCACUGUGCUGAGGAUGGGCAUAGUUGAAGUGAAUGACAGUCCUGGGGUGGGAGGCUGGGCGUGCCAAGAAAUUCUUAUAAUUCAAUAUCCGAUGAGGCACAAUCACGUAGUGGUUGAGAAUGAGGUAUUGGAGUCGGUCGUGAAUGUACAUGAUGGGGAUCGGAUGAGGUCAUGCGUGUCGUGACGGGUCUCAUGCGUAACACACAGUAGGAUCCUAGCCAGUGAGCGUUAGUAUUCCAUCCACACAGUACUGAGUACAGGCACGGUGUGGAGGGAGUCCCUGGAGGGUUAAAGAGUAUUUUGUGAGUAAAGUCAGAAGAAAUGGAGAGUGUGCCUUUCCCUUUUUGAGUUCUUCUGGGCUUAGGAAGAAGAUGAACCAGAUAAGCCUACUGUUUGUUGAGUGCUUCCUUUUCAUGGCUAAUAGAGUCCUCACAACUGCCUUCCAGGGCAAUUGAAGAUGAAGGUGGUAAUCCUGACGAAAUUGAAAUUACCUCCGAGGGAAACAAGAAAACAUCAAAGAGGUCCAGCAAAGGGCGCAAACCAGAAGAAGAGGGUGUGGAAGAUAACGGGCUGGAGGAAAACUCUGGGGAUGGACAGGAGGAUGUUGAGACCAGUCUGGAGAACUUGCAGGACAUCGACAUCAUGGAUAUCAGUGUGUUGGAUGAAGCAGAAAUUGAUAAUGGAAGCGUUGCAGAUUGUGUCGAAGACGAUGAUGCUGAUAACCUCCAGGAGUCCCUGUCGGAUAGUAGAGAGCUAGUCGAGGGGGAAAUGAAAGAGCUUCCGGAGCAGCUUCAGGAACAUGCUAUAGAGGACAAAGAAACUAUAAACAAUGUAGAUACUUCAUCAUCUGACUUCACUAUAUUACAGGAAAUUGAAGAGCCAUCCCUGGAGCCAGAAAAUGAGAAAAUACUCGACAUUUUGGGGGAAACUUGUAAAUCUGAGCCAGUAAAAGAAGAAAGUUCCGAGCUGGAGCAGCCAUUUGCACAGGACACAAGUAGCGUGGGGCCAGACAGAAAGCUUGCGGAGGAAGAGGACCUAUUUGACAGCGCCCAUCCGGAAGAGGGUGAUUUAGAUUUGGCCAGCGAGUCAACAGCACACGCUCAGUCGAGCAAGGCAGACAGCCUGUUAGCGGUAGUGAAAAGGGAGCCCGCGGAGCAGCCAGGCGAUGGCGAGAGGACGGACUGUGAGCCUGUAGGGCUAGAGCCGGCAGUUGAGCAGAGUAGUGCGGCCUCCGAGCUCGCGGAGGCCUCUAGCGAGGAGCUCGCGGAAGCACCCACGGAAGCCCCAAGCCCAGAAGCCAGAGAUAGCAAAGAAGACGGGAGGAAGUUUGAUUUUGACGCUUGUAAUGAAGUCCCUCCGGCUCCUAAAGAGUCCUCAACCAGUGAGGGCGCUGAUCAGAAAAUGAGUUCUCCCGAAGAUGACUCGGAUACAAAAAGGCUUUCCAAAGAGGAAAAGGGUCGCAGCAGUUGUGGUAGAAAUUUCUGGGUUAGUGGACUCUCUUCUACAACCAGAGCUACAGAUUUGAAGAAUCUUUUCAGCAAAUAUGGGAAGGUGGUGGGCGCCAAGGUUGUGACAAAUGCCCGGAGUCCUGGAGCUCGCUGUUACGGUUUUGUCACAAUGUCCACAGCAGAAGAGGCCACAAAAUGCAUUAACCACCUGCACAAGACGGAGCUCCACGGAAAGAUGAUCUCCGUGGAGAAAGCCAAAAAUGAACCUGUGGGAAAGAAAACCUCUGACAAAAGAGAUAGUGACGGGAAAAAGGAGAAGUCGAGCAACAGUGACAGAUCUGCAAACCUUAAGAGGGAUGAUAAAUGUGACAGAAAAGACGAUGCUAAGAAGGGUGACGACGGAAGUGGAGAAAAGAGUAAGGACCAAGAUGAUCAGAAACCUGGCCCCUCAGAGCGAUCUCGAGCCACAAAGUCAGGAAGUCGAGGGACGGAGCGGACUGUAGUAAUGGAUAAAUCCAAAGGGGUGCCUGUGAUUAGUGUAAAAACAUCCGGGUCCAAAGAGAGAGCUUCCAAAAGCCAGGAUCGCAAAUCAGCCAGCAGGGAGAAGCGGUCCGUCGUGUCCUUUGAUAAGGUCAAGGAGCCUCGGAAGUCGAGAGACUCAGAGUCCCAUAGCAGGGUGCGUGAACGCAGUGAACGCGAACAACGCAUGCAGGCGCAGUGGGAGCGCGAGGAGCGUGAGCGGCUGGAGAUUGCCCGAGAGAGGCUGGCCUUCCAGCGCCAGCGGCUGGAGCGGGAGCGCAUGGAGCGGGAGCGGCUGGAGCGCGAACGCAUGCACGUGGAGCACGAGCGCAGGCGCGAGCAGGAGCGCAUCCACCGUGAGCGCGAGGAGCUGCGGCGCCAGCAGGAACUGCGCUAUGAGCAGGAGCGGCGGCCCGCGGUGCGGCGGCCCUACGACCUGGACCGGCGAGAUGAUGCCUAUUGGCCGGAAGCCAAGCGGGCCGCCCUGGAUGAGCGCUACCAUUCUGACUUUAACCGCCAGGACCGUUUCCACGACUUUGACCACAGGGACCGCGGCCGCUACCCCGACCACUCGGUGGACAGGAGAGAAGGUUCAAGGUCAAUGAUGGGAGAACGAGAAGGACAGCAUUACCCAGAACGCCAUGGAGGACCAGAGCGCCACGGCCGGGACUCCCGCGAUGGCUGGGGGGGCUAUGGCUCCGACAAGAGAAUGAGUGAGGGCCGGGGGCUGCCUCCUCCCCCCAGGGGCAGACGUGACUGGGGGGACCAUGGCCGAAGAGAGGAUGACCGGGCAUGGCAGGGCACGGCUGAUGGGGGCAUGAUGGACAGGGAUCACAAGAGGUGGCAAGGUGGCGAGAGAAGCAUGUCUGGUCACUCCGGGCCUGGCCACAUGAUGAACCGAGGAGGAAUGUCAGGGCGCGGCAGCUUUGCCCCAGGCGGGGCCUCCCGGGGCCACCCCAUCCCACAUGGUGGCAUGCAAGGCGGGUUCGGAGGCCAGAGCCGGGGGAGCAGGCCCAGCGAUGCCCGCUUCACUCGCCGCUACUGAGUACUUGGAAUCCUGUGUCCCUGUCAUGUGGCAACAAGGCUAUGUUCUGUUAGGAGUUACCUUAAACUGUGUAAAAAUAUUUUUUUUUUAAUCUGCUGCCAUAUUGUAGCUCAAUACAAUGUGAAUUUGUUUUUCGUUUUGGGUUUUUUUUUUUUUUGUAAUAAAUGUGUUUCCGUUCACAUACCCUUUA